AUGUUGAAGGAGACAGGUCAGCUAACUCUGUUCUUAGUUAUCACACUACCAUCUUCUGACUCCCCCUUCGUCAAGCUCUUCACUCCAAGAGUUUGGCACCUUAUAGAAUGUCUCUGGGAUAAACAGGCGCGUCACAAUCAACAAUCACCAUCGACACUCCCCGUAGACGUAACGAUGGCAGAUCCGAUGGUGCAGUUGUGGCACACAAUGCCCGGCACCAUAUUAUAUCUGCCUUCGGCUAGUUUGGUUCGCAUGGAUUCGAUCAUCUUUAGACAGAUAGGCAUGUCCUUAUCCUUCGUGCGGAUCCUACCACUCAGAUCGUCGAAUUCCUACCAAUCGUCCAGCUACAAGGUGCAACUGCGCAGCGUGCUAGAUCUGUCGCUCCCCGACUUGCAUCGGUAUGGCAUCAAAUAUAUCGCGUCGCACCCGGUUUGUAUUCAAACGGAGCCAUCAUCAAAGGACCUUACUCGAUACCCACCACUGCGCGGUACCCCUAAAGUCGGUCAUGUUUACCGGCUUCCAUUGAGGACCCAAAAUCCAGCUCUUAAUGAGGCUCAGAACCACUCGUACUUCGAACGACCCCUCGGAAAGCCGUUUCUGAUAACGGAGAUUGGCGUAUCCCUAGGAGGAAAAGCCACCGGCGGCCCGAAACCUGCUGUCCGCGGUUUCGCCCUGACGACGUUCCAUGAUGAACCUAUCAAUUUCCCUCUGCAGCGCCAGGACGACCGUACGUAUAUAAUCCGGUCACAAUACCUCCCGGUGGAGGGUCCAAAUGUAGAGAUCCAUGAUCGCUUGCCGGUAGUGGCACUGGCUCCAAACAGUCCCAGAUUCAGGAAGAUGUCAUACGUGAACGUACUGAAGCAAUUCCGUGUUGAGGUCGCAGAACUUCACGACUGGACUGCUGAGAAUGCCCCUGAGAUACACGUCGGGGAAGACACUAUUCGUGGCUUGCUGCAGUGGCAUGCGGCCUUGAGACUCCGACGGCAAGAUCCAGCUCUCUACAAUACGUGCAGGAUGAUUGUAGAGAUGCAGGGACUCGGCGGUCUGCUCCACGUUCAGAUGCAUCCUGGAGCCGCCACGGCUGGACAGGGGGAUAGAGUGCACCAGGCGGAGCAGUGACGGGAGAACUACAAAGCUUAGAGUGAGGCAACUGGGAUAGAGGACCGGACAUUUGACAAGACUCAGUUCGAUGGAGGAUAAUGGACUUGGGGAAGAUGAGAGGAGGACGACUUGAGUUGGGCUAAGAAGGGAUGAAAAAUGGAUCCGGGGUCGAUUGACAAUGUCUGGAGAUGACGGAUCGUGACUAUAGCAGUAUGCGGCAUCAUUAUGGGGAAGCCGAAUCUAAUGUCUCGUGAACUGUACCUAAU
Messenger RNA from Westerdykella ornata, 1367 nucleotides. RefSeq lists its product as uncharacterized. Lineage: Eukaryota; Fungi; Ascomycota; Dothideomycetes; Pleosporales; Sporormiaceae. The record is from RefSeq and is a predicted model, not a curated record. The transcript is spliced from 4 exons. The coding region runs from base 1 to 1119 and encodes 372 amino acids.